Helianthus annuus (common sunflower) is the source of this 1987-nucleotide messenger RNA. RefSeq names its product cationic amino acid transporter 5. The coding region runs from base 174 to 1901 and encodes 575 amino acids. The transcript has a single exon. Gene Ontology annotation, biological process: transmembrane transport; amino acid transport. Gene Ontology annotation, molecular function: L-glutamate transmembrane transporter activity; L-lysine transmembrane transporter activity. NCBI's taxonomy places the organism in Eukaryota, Viridiplantae, Streptophyta, Magnoliopsida, Asterales, Asteraceae. Gene Ontology annotation, cellular component: plasma membrane. The record is from RefSeq and is a predicted model, not a curated record.
CUGUUUCUUGGUUUGUACAAAAAAUGUUAUGGCCAGUGAAUCAGAUGGUAUUUUCGAAGUCAAUGUCACAGGUACAGUUCAUCUUCAUCCCACCCAACCAACUAAUAAAUGAGAUUUGGCUCUCAAAUCUUGGACAUUGAUUUCAUCACACAAAACUUAACUCAUAACCAAACAUGUCUUCAUCAGAAACCACAAAAGAUGAACAAAUUCACCCACAAUCCUACUUUAGAUGGACCAAACAAGACUUCUUCCCAGAGGAAUCAUUCCAAAACUGGAGGAACUACCGGCAUGCUUUGUCCCACAUCCCCUUGCGCUUCAAAGAUCGUCUACUCGCGCGCUCUCAAGAUUCCGACGAGACCGAGAAGCUCAGGAAGCAGAGUGAGAAUGACAUGAAGCGUUGUCUCACUUGGUGGGACUUGAUGUGGUUCGGAUUUGGAGCUGUUAUUGGGGCCGGAAUAUUCGUUCUUACGGGCCAACAGGCCCAUGAGAACGCCGGCCCAGCUAUUGUUUUGUCUUAUGUGGCAUCCGGUUUCUCCGCGAUGCUUUCCGUGUUUUGUUACACGGAGUUCGCGGUGGAAAUUCCAGUUGCCGGAGGUUCAUUUGCGUACCUCCGGGUGGAAUUGGGGGACUUCGCGGCGUUUGUCACUGCUGGGAACAUUCUUCUUGAAUGUGUUUUGGGCAGCGCCGCGGUUGCCCGGGCGUGGACGUCGUACUUCGCCUCUCUAAUAAACCGUGAACCGGAUUCGUUGCGAAUACAUACCGGUCUCGCAGAUGGGUAUAAUCUUUUAGAUCCGAUUGCGGUGAUAGUGUUAGCAAUUGCGGCCACUAUCGCCAUGAGUAGCACGCGUAACACUUCGGUUCUAAAUUGGAUUGCGUCUGCGGUCAACACCCUCGUGAUUCUGUUCGUGAUCGUCGCGGGGUUUUUAAACGCGGACACUUCGAACAUGAAGCCCUUCGCGCCUCACGGUGUCGAAGGUGUGUUCCAAGCCGCUGCCAUAGUGUAUUUUGCGUACGGAGGGUUUGACACCAUCGCAACGAUGGCGGAAGAAACAAAGAACCCGUCUCGAGACAUACCGUUAGGCCUACUUGGGUCGAUGUCGAUCAUUACAAUAAUUUAUUGCCUCAUGGCGCUUUCGCUAACCAUGAUGCAAAAAUACACUGACAUCGACCCAAAUGCAGCUUAUUCGGUUGCGUUCGAGAGAGUUGGGAUGAAAUGGGCUAAGUAUUUAGUGGCUCUAGGGGCACUUAAGGGUAUGACCACGGUCCUACUGGUUGGUGCGCUUGGUCAAGCUCGAUAUAUAACUCAUAUUGCUAGAGCCCAUAUGAUCCCCCCAUGGUUUGCUUUAGUCCAUCCAAAAACAAAAACUCCAAUAAACGCGACGUUACUAAUGACUAUUUCUAGCGCGUGUAUCACUUUCUUUUCAAGUUUGGACAUUUUAGCCAAAUUACUAUCUCUAAGCACGCUUUUUGUGUUCAUGAUGAUGGCGGUUGCACUCCUUGUGAGACGGUAUUAUGUAAGUGGGGUCACCCCACGAACAAGCCUCUUGAAACUAGUAGGGUUUUUGUUGAUCAUAAUCUCGUCAUCGAUUGGGAUUUCGGCUUGUUGGGGGUUAGACCCGAGUGGUUGGGUAGGUUAUGCGGUGACCGUCCCCUUAUGGUUCCUUGGUACACUUGGGAUUUCAAUGCUUUUGCCGCAACAACGCACCCCGAAAGUGUGGGGGGUGCCAUUGGUCCCCUGGCUUCCUUCACUUUCGAUAGCAACAAAUUUGUUUCUCAUGGGUUCGUUGGGUUAUAUGGCUUUUGUUCGGUUUGGAAUCUGUACCGUAAUUAUGUUAGUUUACUAUGUAUUUUUUGGUCUUCAUGCCACUUAUGACAUGGCUCAUCAGCAAACUCAAGUGUAAUUUAUAAACUUGAUGAAAUGGAUGGAUGUAUAAUUGUAAUAAUGGAAUGUAAUUCUUCUGGUUAUCGAUCAAUGAAUUAGCUAUUU